Rhagoletis pomonella (apple maggot) is the source of this 1621-nucleotide messenger RNA. Its product is annotated as corepressor interacting with RBPJ 1. Bases 175 to 1494 code for a protein of 439 amino acids. The transcript has 2 exons. The record is from RefSeq and is a predicted model, not a curated record. NCBI's taxonomy places the organism in Eukaryota, Metazoa, Arthropoda, Insecta, Diptera, Tephritidae. Gene Ontology annotation, cellular component: nucleus. Gene Ontology annotation, molecular function: transcription corepressor activity. Gene Ontology annotation, biological process: negative regulation of DNA-templated transcription.
UCGAUAUUUUCGAUACGUCGAUGUUUUCCGACAUCCCUAUGGCAGGGGAAAUUAGAAAUUCUACAAAGAUGUAUAGCGUAUUUAUUGCUAUUGCGACUCUAAAAACUAUUAAAUAAGGAAAAAAUAAGUUAUUUUUAUUCUUAUCCAGUUCGUAAGUGAAUAAGAAGCCGCAAAAUGGGGAAGGGUUUUAACAACUAUAUGUGUAAGAAGUUUUUCCAUCCAGCCUCGAGAGACAAUCUAAAGAGGGUUUGGAUGGCCGAGCAGCAAGCGGAGGCUUACAAGAAGAAACAGGAGGAGCUACGAAAUCAGUACGAAAAGGAACAAAACUUGCAUGAAAACAAAGCGAUGCUAAGCAAGGAUAGCAAGGACAAGCUAAGCGUGAACUUCAUGUACGAACCGCCUCCUGGCGUACGAAAGGAGCGUGAAAAAGACGACACGGAGCCAGAGUAUAAAUUUGAGUGGCAACGGAAGUUCAACGCGCCCCGCGAAUCAUACUGCAAAGGCGACACCGAGAUUCGUGAUCAGCCCUUUGGUAUCCAAGUGCGCAAUGUUCGAUGCAUUAAAUGUCACAAAUGGGGUCACAUUAAUACCGACAAAGAGUGCAGCAUGUAUAGUAUUUCGAUGAGCGAAGCCCGCAAACUGCACUCGGAAGCUGAGGCCAGCGAGAUGAUGGCAAAGAAUGUGCUCGAGGAACAGAUGAAAGAAGAUGGCCUGGUAAUGAAACGAUCCGCCAUGGAGCUACAAAACAUCAAGCAAAUUAAUCAACAGCACAGACUGGUGCCUAGUGAUGACGAAGAGGGUGAAAAGAAGGGAGGCAAGCGUAAUGGAAAUACUGAAAUGGCUUUUUUAAAGUCGUUAAGCAAGGAACAGAAAUUGGAACUGUUGAAGAAGUUAGAAAAGAUUGAGAAACUAAAAAAGAAAAAGGAAAAACGCAAAUUGAAGAAAGAAAAGUAUGAGAAGAGCAAAAAAGAAAAGAAAUCAAAGAAAAGCCGUUCGAAAAAGUCGAGCAGUAGCAGUGGAAAUUACUCUGACGAAAGUGAAGAGCAUAGUUCCAAAAAGGAAAAGCGGAAGUCGGCACAAAAGAAAACCAAAGGUGAUCGGAAAAAGAGCAGACGUGCAGAUUCGAGCGACGAGUCGAGUUCCUCUAGUGAUUCUUCCAAUUCAAGUUCAGAAUCUGAUGCAGAGUCUUUUAAAAAUAUACGUGGUUAUGAUAAGAAUGGAUAUAGACACAAAAGCUCAACAGAUGUGAAACGGCACCAUCGCAGCCAAUCACGCGAUGAUGGCAGAAAUCGUGGACGGGAUGACCGACGAAAGAGCCCCACAAGAUGUGAACGAAGGGAAAGUAGUCGUUCGAGGGAAACACGCAGGGAACGCAACUACUCCAGAGACCGGCGAAAUCGCAAUUCUUCAAAUGAACGGGGCCAGAUGCAUUCAAAAGAUCAACGACGAGGCCGGAGCCGCUCAAGGGAUAGACGUCGUGAGCGCAGUCGUUAAAUGGCCACUUGUUAACGACAAAAUUUUAAUAAUGUUUUUGUAACCAUAUCUGUAACUAUAUAUAUAUAUGUGGAUGAUGCAUUUAAGAAAAAUAUAGAACGAACUCGUAAACGGAGUCAGAUCAUGA